This is a messenger RNA of Nanorana parkeri, 1043 nucleotides long. RefSeq names its product adaptor related protein complex 3 sigma 1 subunit (gene AP3S1). Bases 194 to 775 code for a protein of 193 amino acids. Gene Ontology annotation, biological process: intracellular protein transport; Golgi to vacuole transport. The transcript is spliced from 6 exons. Gene Ontology annotation, cellular component: intracellular membrane-bounded organelle; membrane coat; AP-3 adaptor complex. The record is from RefSeq and is a predicted model, not a curated record. NCBI's taxonomy places the organism in Eukaryota, Metazoa, Chordata, Amphibia, Anura, Dicroglossidae.
CCGAGCUGCAGAUCACAUGACUGGAGUGACGUGUCUCGGGAAGUGGCUGCUGCUUAGAUGCUGCAAUCGGAUCUAAUCCAGUGUACGAUAGUGUGACGUUCCGGAGAGCCGGCUGGACACCCGGGGACCAAAUAGUCGUCCUAGGCCGAGUGUUACAAGGGUCCAGGUGUAGUUGUCACAGCCCGGCACCACCAUGAUCAAAGCCAUCCUCAUCUUCAACAACCACGGCAAGCCGCGGCUGUGCAAGUUCUACCAGCACUACAGUGAAGACACACAACAGCAGAUUAUUAGAGAAACAUUCCAUUUAGUUUCUAAACGAGAUGAGAACGUCUGCAACUUCCUGGAAGGAGGAUUAUUAAUAGGAGGAUCUGACAAUAAGCUCAUCUAUCGACACUAUGCAACAUUAUAUUUUGUGUUUUGUGUGGAUUCUUCAGAAAGUGAACUUGGUAUUCUAGAUCUUAUACAAGUAUUUGUGGAAACCUUGGACAAAUGUUUUGAGAACGUCUGUGAACUUGAUUUAAUUUUCCAUGUAGAUAAGGUCCACAACAUCCUGGCAGAAAUGGUGAUGGGCGGUAUGGUUCUAGAGACCAAUAUGAAUGAAAUUGUUAUACAGAUUGAUGCACAGACAAAGGUGGAAAAAUCUGAGGCUGGAUUAGCAGGUGCUCCGGCUCGGGCUGUGUCUGCUGUAAAGAACAUGAACCUUCCUGAAAUGCCAAGAAACAUUAACAUUGGUGACAUCAGUAUAAAAGUGCCAAACUUGCCCUCUUUUAAAUAGCAUUUAGCAUUCUACUGCCUUCUCCCAUACCUAAUUGAUGCUCAGAUAAGUUUACCAAAUUUCAGUGAAUUUUCUAUGAAGUGAAGGAACUGCUUGGGUUGUUUGUGCUAAUCUGCAAUGUUGGAUGUAAGCGUUGCUCUUUACUUACCAAUGCUAAAGAAGAAAAACGCUAUCUGAAACGUGGUUCCAAAACGGCAUCCAAGCUCCUUUUUUUAAGGCAUGUUAUUUGUCUUGGCUGCUGCAUUGUCAGAGAAAGUAUUAAAAAAAA